GUGUGUUCACUGCUGUGUGUGUACACUUUGGAUGGGUUAAACGCAGAGAACGAAUUCUGAGUAUGGGUCACCAAACUUAGCUGUAUGUCACAUCACUUUCAAUAUUAAUGCUAUUCUUGCAUUGACAGUCAUAAUCAUUACAUUGAGGUUUAAUGCCAUGUUUAAGGUACUGAAGCAUCUAAUGAGGUGCUUAUUGUGUUGAACCAUGUUUGAAUGCCAUCUGACGCAAAGGCCAUGUGAAUUAACUGACCAGAUAAUUGGUCCCACAUUCAGGGCCAAAGAAUAAAAGAGAGCAUCAUGUGUUGAUUGGAGACAGAAAGAUAGCCUCAGUUGUAGUGAAAAAAUAUGAAAAAAAAAAAAAGGAAAUGUUUUUUUUUUCUGCAUGUGAUGCAUGACAACGACAAUGGUGGUAGCAUUUUCUCUCUUUGCUGAGAGACUUAUAACCAUUACUAGAAAAAGAAAAAAAAUCUUUUAGUUUUAAGUUUCAUGGUCUUAAAAAUCAUAGCGGUCUCAUACCUGGGAAUUAUACUCUUACCAUUGCAAUUCCUCAAAUGUUAAAAGAGUAUGUAAGAUCCUGUAUAUACCAUAAAGCUUAUUUACUUGCAGUUCUUCUGAACCCUGAAUAGGAAAAAUACUUUCCCCCUCUUUUUAUAAGGUUUUGUUCACUCAAAAUCAGAGUCUGUGUGUCACCUUAAGUAUUAAAGCUCUUCGUCUGAUUUGUAAUAUAAGAUGUUUACCAGUUAACUAGGCUUAUCACACUGGUCCGAAGUAUGGUUUGCUGCUACAUGUUGAACGGUCAAUUGAAAAGAGAAAAAUAUACAGGCUGCUGUCUCACCUCUUCUAUGCAGGACAAAAAAAAAAAUAAUGUUCUCUUCAGUACUAUGACUGCCCACAAGUAGAGGACAGAGGACAGUCCGUUUCUAUAACAGGUGAUCCGGAGGAACUCAUAAAGUACACACUCACAGCACACUCCUGUUUGAUAAUUACCUGGAUGUUUUGUUUUUUUUUUUAUGUUGGGAACAGACAAACCUAGAAAAUGUACAGAGGUUGUGAAUCUGUCAUUCCUAGCAUUAGAUGGACUGCUUACCCUAAAGUCUAAAAUAAAAAGUGUUGUUUUUGUUUUCACCAAUGACCAGGUCACAUUACUUACACACAGGUCCCUCUGUUGACUCAUAUCCUACUGAUUAACAUUCAUUUUUCAGCCAAUGUGUGCUACAAAGUGAUCCAGGAAACCGGUCGAGUAAUAUAUGUUUAAUUAUACUUUGGCGUACCUUCAUUACAGUGUUUGGAAUAAUAUGCUACUGGUGUCCUGAGAUUAAAUUUCUUUGAUACGCAUGUGCUCUCUGAGAGAGAGCGGGAGGGAGAUAGAUAGAUAGAUCGAGAGAUAGAUCGAGAGAGAGAUAGAUCGAGAGAGAGAGAGAGAGAGAGAGAGAGAGAGAGAGAGAGAGAGAGAGAGAUGUGGGGGGUGGUCUUGACGUCAUUCGUGUUUUUAGCGGUCUACACGGUUUCCACAAACACACUCUUCUCGUGCUGUCUUCAGAUCUGUAUGGCCAGUGCUUUGUCUCAAACAUUCAUGUUCGUGGAAAGCUUUUUUUUCCUUCAAGACCAGAAGCUAUUACAGGAAGUUUUACACGGAGAACAAGCAUCACAGUUUUCCUUAAUGUGAACUAAAAGGUUGGACACUGUAAAGAUGAAUGAGAGCGCAACAGCAAACGAGAGCGUGGCAGGAUUUCCCAUGACCUCGUGGCUGGAAGCCGGAGACUUCAGCGGAAACAACAGCCUUGCGCUCUCCUCAUCCUCUUUGCUUCUCGAUUUUCCCAUAAACCCAUGGGACAUUAUGCUGUGCCUCUCUGGCACUGUGAUUGCAUGUGAGAACGCCAUCGUUGUGGCGAUCAUAUUUUACACGCCGACUCUGCGCACCCCGAUGUUUGUGCUGAUCGGCAGCCUUGCAACAGCCGACCUGCUAGCGGGAGUGGGACUGAUUUUAAACUUUGCGUUCCAGUACUUGAUCUCGUCGGAGACGGUCAGCCUGAUCACGGUCGGUUUCCUAGUAGCCUCGUUCACAGCCUCGAUUAGCAGUCUGCUGGCAAUCACCGUGGACCGCUACUUCUCUCUGUACAACGCGCUCACGUACCUGUCGGAGAGAACGUUGCACUGUGUGCACUUGAUGCUACUGGGCGCGUGGGGAGCGUCCUUGUGUUUCGGCAUGCUGCCCGUGCUUGGCUGGAACUGCGUGCAUGACACGGCCUCCUGCAGCGUCGUGCCCCCACUCACGCGCACCAACGUGGCAAUGCUCGCCGUGGCCUUCUUCACCAUUUUUGUCCUCAUGCUUGGCCUCUACUGCAAGAUCUGCAAGAUUGUUUGCCGCCAUGCGCACCAGAUAGCACUUCAGCGCCACUUUCUCGCGCCGUCGCACUAUGCCGCAACCAAGAAAGGAGUCUCUACGCUCGCCAUCGUCCUUGGCACGUUUGGCGCGAGCUGGCUGCCUUUUGCCAUCUACUGCUUGGUGGGCGAGCGCGAGGACCCACCUGUGUACACGUACGCUACGCUACUACCGGCCACCUACAACUCCAUGAUCAACCCGAUCAUAUACGCAUAUCGCAACACCGAGAUCCAGCGCUCGCUCUACGUGCUUUUCUGCGGCAAUGCGCGCACCGACGUGUCCUAUCGUUCCAGAUCACCGAGCGAGGUCUAGAUGCGGCAGGUUUUUCUCUUCAAACUCACUUCACAUUACGUGCAUCUGCUAAGAUGAAAGUGUCAAAUCAAAGUUAGUCAGUUACACAACUGCACUUUACUUAUGACUCGCGCCAGCCAUGAGACGCUCUUAAUGCUGUGAACAACGGACUUUGGCAACAAAGCAAAAACCUCACGUUAAGAAUGUGUCUGAACUAUUUAAAGUAAAAACAAUCUAACAAAAAACUAAAACAAAAAAACAGCACUUUAUCUGAAGAUAUUAAAUGCCAAAGCAGUAUUGUACAGCCCUGUAAGUUCUGUGAUUUAUGUAAUGGAUUUUUUUUUAAACUUGUAAAAUUGUCUCUGAAUAUAUGGUUUUAUAUGGAAAAGAAAGUGAAUUAAAUAUGUGUUUCUUCAA
Tachysurus fulvidraco (yellow catfish) is the source of this 3091-nucleotide messenger RNA. RefSeq names its product G-protein coupled receptor 6. The coding region runs from base 1691 to 2695 and encodes 334 amino acids. The transcript is spliced from 2 exons. Lineage: Eukaryota; Metazoa; Chordata; Actinopteri; Siluriformes; Bagridae. Gene Ontology annotation, molecular function: sphingosine-1-phosphate receptor activity. Gene Ontology annotation, cellular component: membrane. The record is from RefSeq and is a predicted model, not a curated record. Gene Ontology annotation, biological process: G protein-coupled receptor signaling pathway.